Molecule: messenger RNA, 971 nt
Organism: Mytilinidion resinicola
Lineage: Eukaryota; Fungi; Ascomycota; Dothideomycetes; Mytilinidiales; Mytilinidiaceae
Exons: 1
Coding region: 357-866 (169 amino acids)
Source: RefSeq, a predicted model, not a curated record
UAGGUUAACAGAUGGAGGAGGUAGGGGGGCACGUGGAACGCUCGUGAUUAUUGUGGGUGGGGAGUGCGAGAGAAUGUCCUGGAAUAAAGGAAGCAGAUGCGGUAAGGGGGCGGUCAAGUGGCUCACGUGAGCCUCGUGACGACACUCGUUUCUACCGGAGCGAAGGAUAUAAAAGAGUCCAAGUUUCCUCGACAUAAGAGUUCUUCAGCGGAACGAUCGGGGUCUAUUGACAAGACGAUAUCAACCAGACUAUGGGCGGGAAGAGGAGGAGGGAUAAACGUAAGUUGACAUACGUGCUCAUGGAGAGUGUUGUGGAGUAGGAAAUCAAAGCGACUACAGAAAAACACACCUGGGCAAUGGAGGAUUGGCGGCGGAUCAUCAAUACGCCACACACACAGCAUCCGAUGGAGAGGGAAGCCUAUGUUGCUAAAAAAAAAAAGAACGAUGCUGCUCUACACUACCACUCGUUAAUCACAAACCACAUCUUUCAAAUCCUUCUAUUCUUCACGUUUCCCGCUGACAUCUUUAACCUGCGUCACUACCGUAAAUCUCUCUCCUCCACUACCACGCCCUUUCAAUACUCACUACUAAGAGCUUUCUUCCCUCUCUCGCCAUUGGAUUUUUUUUUUUUUUUUCAAGAAAUGCGUUGCUCUCCACCCCCCAAACCCCCCGCCAUGUGCUUGUUCACUGCCCAAGGUUUCAACCACGCCCCGAGCUUUCAAUCAACGCGCUUAAGAUGGUUUUGCUAUCCACCUCCCAUUGGACAGUUUUCCGGCCAGUUUGCCUCUCCCCAUGUAUUCGUCGAGUGUCAUCGUGCCAACCACACCCGAGAACUGGACAGAAGAAGAUUGAAGGACGGAUUUUGAUGUCCAUCUCGCUUGUUGACGUUUCCUGGUGGGCGGAGGAGGAGGGGGAGGGAGGUUUUAUAGCUAGAGACGAAGAGGGAGGAAGGGAGGAGGAUGGUCACGCGA